Messenger RNA from Blepharisma stoltei, 447 nucleotides. The record is from the annotation of a GenBank genome assembly. NCBI's taxonomy places the organism in Eukaryota, Ciliophora, Heterotrichea, Heterotrichida, Blepharismidae.
AUGGCUGAGUAUUUUACACGAGAUCAAUUAAUUCCACUAAGAGAAGCUUAUACUAGAUUUGAUAACGACUCUGAUGGAACUAUAACUACUAGAGAGCUUGAACAAAUUAUUAAGUAUCUAGGAUAUAAUAUAUCUGAAGCGCAGCUUAUCAAGCUUAUUAUUAGCAUUGAAUGUGAAGCUGGAGCUCUUGAUUUUACUGAUUUCUUAGAAAUUGUCUCAAAAAUCAUGAAGAGUCUGCAAAUUAAAAUAGAACUGAUUAGAGAAUUUAGAGACUUUGAUAAAAAUGGAAGCGGACGCAUAGGGAUUGCUGAUUUGAGAGAAAUCAUAAUGAAAUAUGGAAGGAAAUUGAAAGACUAUGAAGCUGAUGAAUUAAUAAAAAAAGCUGAUAUAGAUGAAGAUGGAUGCACCGUUUAUGAAGAAUUUUUAGAAAUGAUGAUUGAGUAUUAA